GCAAGCGCUCUCUCACCCCUGGCAACCCUAGCAAAUCACUCUUCCAUGGGGCAACAAAUUACGUUUCGAGAGCAGGCGGCAAUUCCGGACGUCGGGCAAGCGACUGCGAAACGGACGGAGCCAUUCAAAGCGAAGGAAAGUGCUCUUCAGGCUACCUUUACGCGGAUCGAGGAAGGAGGGGACAAGCGUGCUCCGAGAAAAUCGCAUUGUGAAACGCCAGGGAGGAGCCCAUCUUUGCGCUCGGGGACUGUGUAUUGACUGGCCGACAUCCUUUGAUUUGAAUGAAAUAUGUUUUGUCCAUCUGAGAUGCCUUAGAUGAUGCCCAUUAAUACUGCAAUGGCAAUUGGGGCUUUUUCUAGUUCUCUUCUUGUGACAUGCUGCCUGAUGGUUGCUCUGUGUAAUUCUACUACACCAUUGCAAAAACUAUCCAAGGCUCAAGACAAGCAGGAGAUAAAAACAAGUGAGGAAAAAAAAUAUCAAUCAUUAGCCCAGGAAAGACAGAAUCAUGGACCAGGGAAAAUGAAUGAAAUGACUAUGAAUGGAAGAGAAGAAGGCACUAGGGACUGGAAAAACAAAGGCAACAGAAAUUACUCUAAUAAAGAAUCUUGGACAAAGCAAAAACAGGUUAUGAAUAUUCAAGCAACAAAUAAUAAAUUUGGGAACCUCGAAACUCAUAAUCAGAUCAAAGGUAUUCAAGAGGAACUUCCUGCUGCUGAAGAUUUCUCCCUCUUUGAUAUUAUUGCUGACACUACAUCCGAACCCGCAGAGGAAUAUAUUUAUCCAGACUACCGUGGAAAAGGCUGUGUGGAUGAGAGUGGCUUUGUUUAUGCAAUUGGAGAGAGGUUUACUCCAGGACCCUCUGCAUGCCCUUGUCUCUGUACUGAAGAAGGCCCGUUGUGCAUUCAACCAGAAUGCCCUAGACUCCAUCCUCGCUGUAUUCAUGUUGACACUACUCAAUGCUGUCCACAGUGCAAAGAACAUAAAAAUUAUUGUGAUUUCCGUGGGAAAAUCUAUCGGACACUGGAAGAAUUCAUGGUUUCAUCUUGUGAGAAAUGUCGCUGUGAAGCCAAUGGUGAAGUAGUGUGCACUGUGUCUGCUUGUCCUCAGACUGAUUGUGUGGAUCCUGUAUAUGAACCAGAUCAGUGUUGUCCCAUGUGCAAAAAUGGGCCAAAUUGCUUUGCUGAAACCAUGGUUAUUCCAGCAGGUCGAGAAGUGAAGACAGAUGAAUGUACUAUAUGCCACUGUACUUACGAAGAAAUUACUUGGAGAAUUGAACGACAAGCUAUGUGUACCAGACACGAAUGCAAGCAAAUUCAGAUCUAUUAAUCUAGGGACUCAGGAUACUUUUAUAAAAUAUUUAAAUCCACCAGAUGAUUUGGUAAAAAGCAGUCAACUUCAAAGAACAUUUUGUUGAAGAUUAAGUAGGCAGCAAAUAUUUUGUUUUUGACAGGAAAAAAUAUAUGUCAACAUUUGCACUUAAAAUAGCUAUGUCAUUGUGUUAUAUUUCCAAGUGAGUACUUUACAAUAGACUCACAGAUUAUAUUAUUUCUAUAGUUCCAUUAGUUUAAAUUUAAUGUUUUAUAUAGAUGCUAAUUAAAGUAACAUUAAUGGUUGACUGUCUUCUUGCAUAUCUGACCAUGCAUAAAAUAAUGUUUGUUAUAUUAUAUAGAUUAUUUUUAUGAAGAAAUAACAAUAGGCUUAGAAAAGGUAAAAAAUAGAUAAUAUUAUAACCACUUAAAUUUGCAAAGAGUUGUUAUUGACUUUAGUAAUUUUAAUUUGCACAGAAAUAUGCACACAACAUGUGCCAAUAUUUCUUUACUGUUGACAUACACUGGCAUGAAUAUACAGUAAUCUGAGAGUAAGUGGGCUACUUCAUAAUCUGCUGCAUAAUUUUUAUAUUCUGUUAUAAGAAAAUUAGUCUCCCAUCAGUAGGCUGGAAAUAUAAGUUGUGAAUUUUCUGUG
Messenger RNA from Crotalus tigris (Tiger rattlesnake), 1962 nucleotides. RefSeq names its product brorin-like. Lineage: Eukaryota; Metazoa; Chordata; Lepidosauria; Squamata; Viperidae. Gene Ontology annotation, biological process: negative regulation of BMP signaling pathway. The coding region runs from base 316 to 1326 and encodes 336 amino acids. Gene Ontology annotation, cellular component: AMPA glutamate receptor complex. The transcript has 4 exons. Gene Ontology annotation, molecular function: protein binding. The record is from RefSeq and is a predicted model, not a curated record.